Messenger RNA from Echinococcus granulosus, 486 nucleotides. RefSeq lists its product as hypothetical. The coding region runs from base 1 to 486 and encodes 161 amino acids. The transcript has a single exon. NCBI's taxonomy places the organism in Eukaryota, Metazoa, Platyhelminthes, Cestoda, Cyclophyllidea, Taeniidae. The record is from RefSeq and is a predicted model, not a curated record.
AUGAACUUCACAGUCUGCAUCAAAACUGCGAAAUUCAACCUCCAUCUCCAUCCUCAGUGCCAAAGAACAGCCCCAAUCCUCCACGCUCUCCUCCAUGAUUUACUUUUGGCUACAGUCGACGCCGGCAUCACUCACGAUACCGACGUUAAUCAUUGCUGCCAUACGUUGGCUCAGCUCGUCUUCGAUUGGGUAAAAUCAAUCCUCGCCAGAGACUUCUUCCACCGUUUUCAUGAAGCUGAUGAGGACGACGAAGAGUACGCUAAGAACCCUCAACAUCUGGAGGAAGGUGCCUUCAGUGGCUGUCCUCCAAACAAGGUCGCUAACUGGGUAACAGUCCUGUCCAGACAUGAAGUCCGACCUUCCGCUAUGGUUGAGGAGAUUUGCAACAUAAAGACCAACUCGCUCAGCCAACUGGUCAUGCUCGCUACGCCAAAGUCGACCUCAAUUUGGCAGAAGGAACCUUUUCCACCCACCACGUCACCGUGA